GCAGACUUUUCCAGCAACCUGCCUGGGCCCUCUUUCCUUUUGUUCUUCUCAGUACUUCAGCUAUUUCUUAUCACACCUAAUAUUUAUUCCACAUGGGUAUUGAGACAGAGCCAACGGCCGCGUACAACCGGGCGCACCGGGCGCUGCGCCUGCACACAUUCGACCAUACGCGGGUCGCCGGGUCGCGCAUCGGCGGGCUAUGGUUCCUCCUGGCGGUGCGUGCACUGAUGUUUUCGUACGCCCUGUUCGUGUGGGUGUUUUCGCUGGUGCGCGAUGCGCGGGCAGGCACAGGCAAUGUGCAUUUUGCGUACUUUACGAAUCUGUGCUACACCGGGCUGGUGGCAUAUCUGGCAGCAUCCCUGUACCAUACGGUGCGGGCGAUCCGGCAGCGCUCGACCGCGUCGUUCUCAGACAUGUGGCCGGUAUUUCAGCUGAUGCACUGGCUGCUGUAUGGGUCGGUGGCGGUGUUUUCGGUGAUCGUGACGGGCGUGUACUGGAGCAUGCUGUAUCCGUCAGCGCACAACAUGAGCGGUAGGGAUACGUGGAUUAAUGCGUCUGUGCACGCAAUGAAUACGGGGUUCUUUGUGGUGGAGGCUGUGGUGGGCGGGAUGGUGCUGACGAGCCACUGGUCGCACCCGUGCGUGCUGGUAGCGGUCGGGUUCAUGUAUGUCAUGCUGGCAUACGUUAAUGAGGCAGUUAACGGGUUCUUUACGUAUGAUUUCCUCAACUACAAGGAAAAGAAGGGUGUGGAGGCGGCAUAUAUUUUUGGACUGCUGGCGGCCCUGUUCAUCAUCUACUAUGUUGUCUGGGCGCUCCAGCGGCUGCUCGAUCGGAUGCUGCCGGUGAAGAGCCACUGCGCGCAGGCUGGGAAUGACUCUGAGUACCAGCAGGUCGAGUGCUCGUCGCCGCCCAUGGAGCGUGUCUAGCAAGUUUUUAUAAAAAGAAAAACAUUUAUUACAUAUGUGUUAUG
Messenger RNA from Linderina pennispora, 970 nucleotides. RefSeq lists its product as uncharacterized. The coding region runs from base 93 to 926 and encodes 277 amino acids. Gene Ontology annotation, cellular component: membrane. The transcript has a single exon. NCBI's taxonomy places the organism in Eukaryota, Fungi, Kickxellomycota, Kickxellomycetes, Kickxellales, Kickxellaceae. The record is from RefSeq and is a predicted model, not a curated record.